AUGUCGCUUGAACGGACAGAACGUCGAGAGCCGUCCAUCGCGACACCAAGUGCCACCGGUCACACCCCGUCGCCCGGCCGCCCACAUCUGACACCUGCCAUCCAAUGGGACCCGCCGCGGGCCGUCCAGAGACAUCGGGAAGUAGACAAGACAAUAGUCGAUGUUGUUAUUGUUCUUGUUAUUGCCUGGAAGAACCAUGGCUUGCGCAGGGCGAGUCGGUUCGAGCUGGUCGAGCUGGUCGAGCUGGUCUGGUCGAGUCGAGUCGCGUCGCCGAGGGAGUUGAAUGGUUCACGGGAGCUGCCCCGCGCAGAAGCCGCGGCCAAUGGACGGCCCGGAAAAGUUGCGCUUCUAGCAGCGAAGAAGGUGUUCACGGUAUCCGCUGGCUGCUCCCCCGCGCCAAUCACCAUGGCACUGGUUACUUCUGGUGCGCCACAAUGGGCAAUGCGCAUGAACCUCGAAUCCCGCGGGAAACCUAUCACACCGUGA
Amorphotheca resinae ATCC 22711 is the source of this 486-nucleotide messenger RNA. RefSeq lists its product as hypothetical. The coding region runs from base 1 to 486 and encodes 161 amino acids. The transcript has 2 exons. Lineage: Eukaryota; Fungi; Ascomycota; Leotiomycetes; Helotiales; Amorphothecaceae. The record is from RefSeq and is a predicted model, not a curated record.